This is a messenger RNA of Oldenlandia corymbosa var. corymbosa, 2711 nucleotides long. NCBI's taxonomy places the organism in Eukaryota, Viridiplantae, Streptophyta, Magnoliopsida, Gentianales, Rubiaceae. The record is from the annotation of a GenBank genome assembly.
CUUUAUGUAAAAAGCACGAAAUGAUGCAAAGGAAAGGUUGGUUUUGUUAAGCCAAACCUUGAAAUCCAAGGUUCCCUAAAUCGUUGGGGGUUUCCAAAAUACAGUUUCACCUACUGCUCAAAAACGACAUUGCAGCAAAGCAGCAAAGAAGCUAGCAUUACUACUACUAGAAGCAAUAUCUCUCCUAGCAAACCUUAUCAAACUAUCACCCCUAUAUAUACGUUUGCGUUGGCUAGUCAAGACUGACAGCCCGACUGCAACAAUCAGGCAAACGACAUUAGAGCUGAAAACACAGCAAACAAGUCAAAAUUUAGAGGUGGAAAAGGAUCCAUCAGAGAGACGACAAAUCAUUAAUCCAAAAUCAUGGGUUACUACUCUUCUUGUUCUUCUUAUUAUUCCUGGGUUCAUAUUUUGAUCUUGGCUACAUUCUUCGUCGCGCCGGACGUUGUUCAAUGCAGAGUUCGGCAUUACAAGUUCGAUGUGGUGACGAAGAACACAAGCCGGUUGUGUUCAAGCAAGCCCAUUGUGACGGUCAACGGGAAGUUUCCAGGACCGACCGUAUAUGCCAGGGAAGACGACACAGUCCUCAUCAGGGUCGUCAACAAGGUUAAAUACAACGUUUCCAUUCACUGGCAUGGAAUCAGGCAACUUAGGACAGGUUGGUCAGACGGUCCGGCAUACAUCACACAGUGCCCGAUCCGGCCAGGCCACAGUUUCUUGUACAACUUUACACUCACCGGACAAAGGGGUACACUUUGGUGGCACGCUCACAUUUUGUGGCUCAGAGCCACCGUCCACGGUGCUAUUGUUAUUUUGCCUAAGCUUGGUGUCCCGUAUCCAUUUCCCAAGCCCGACCACGAAGCUGUUCUAAUUUUAGCCGAAUGGUGGAAAUCAGACACAGAAGCCAUCAUCAAUGAAGCGCUAAAAUCAGGCUUGGCCCCUAAUGUAUCUGAUGCUCAUACCAUCAAUGGUCAUCCUGGACCCCUUGCAAACUGCUCCACAGGUGGGUUCCGAUUGGGUGUGGAACCGGGGAAAACUUACAUGUUGAGACUAGUCAAUGCUGCACUCAAUGAAGAACUCUUCUUCAGGAUCGCCGGGCACACUUUGACCGUGGUUGAAGUCGACGCCACCUACGUUAAACCCUUCAAAACCGACACCGUCCUGAUUGCUCCGGGUCAAACCACUAACGUCAUCGUUUCGGCCGAUCAAUCUGCCGGAAGAUACAUGCUCACCGCCUCCACCUUCAUGGACUCCCCCAUCGCGGUGGACAACAACACCGCCACCGCCACGCUCCACUACUCCGGCACCCUCUCCAGCACGCCGACCGUCUUAACCGCCACGCCGCCAUUAAACGCAACCCCGGUUGCCAACAAGUUUACAAACUCACUCCGGGCCCUGAAUUCAGCCAAGUAUCCGGCGAACGUCCCGUUGAAGGUGGAUCACUCCCUUCUGUUCACAGUCGGGCUUGGUAUCAACCCGUGCCCGAGCUGUAAACCGGCCAACGGAAGCCGGGUUGUGGCCAGUAUCAACAAUGUCACAUUCGUGAUGCCCAAGAUAGCACUUCUCCAGGCUCACGUUUUCAACAUUCCGGGAGUGUUCACCACCGAUUUCCCCGGAAACCCUCCCGCCCCGUUUAAUUAUACGGGUCCGCCUCCGUCGAACCUGGCCACCAGCAGUGGAACUAAGCUUUACAGGCUAGCUUACAACUCAACGGUACAACUGGUGUUGCAAGAUACGGGUAUUAUCGCUCCGGAAAACCACCCGCUUCAUCUGCACGGGUUCAAUUUCUUCGCAGUGGGUCGAGGGCUUGGAAACUACAAUCCCAAUGUGGAUCCAAAGAAUUUCAAUCUGGUUGAUCCCGUCGAGAGGAACACCAUCGGAGUUCCCUCCGGCGGGUGGGUUGCUAUUCGAUUCCGGGCUGAUAAUCCAGGUACUUAAUUAAUCAGCCUUUUUUUGGGGUCACUUCAGCAUAUUUAUUUCAUUAGUCCCUACGUCCCAAAAUAAUUGUUUUGUACUAAAAGUGAAAUCUCAAACUGAACAAUUAUUUUGGGACUAGGGAAUAUUAUUAUUUAGUGCAAUAACAUUUAUUAACCGUUUUCUGAUUUCAUCUACACCACAGGGGUUUGGUUUAUGCAUUGUCACUUGGAAGUUCAUACAACAUGGGGGUUGAAAAUGGCAUUUCUGGUUGACAAUGGCAGCGGACCAAACGAGUCUAUUCUUCCACCUCCAAGUGAUCUUCCAAAAUGCUGAGUUUGUUGUUGGUUUGGUGGGCGGAAAGAGAGGAAUUAUUAAAGUAUAUCAGCCUAUAUGAUACAUAUAGGAGCUUUUACAUAUUCCCAGAAGUAAAAGUUGGGAAACCGAAUCAAUGAGGAGCCCGGAAAAACUUUGGGAGGAGGUGGACGAAGAAUGAGCCAAUAAAAAAAAAAGGAAUGAUUUCAAACUUUUUUUUUUUCAUAAGAUUGUAAUUGUAUGCUGUUUAGGGUGCAUUUGUUCAUUGAGUGAUGAUGGCCAAAUUUUGGUUCAGAUUAGAUGUGGAUAAUUAUUAUUAUUUCAAACUGUACCUGUACCCUCGAAAUUCUUUGAAAUAUCAAAAGAAAUAUUGAUUUUACAUCGAAUUUAUUCCCCCCUAAUUCCUCUUGUCUCUUGAUACAUAGGGAGAAGGAGAUGCAACGAGUGUCGAUCCUGAAAUUUUUCACAAGGGUUUGUAGACC